AUGCUCGAGCAAGAUUUCCCAGUCUCUUCUCUCUCAAUCCGCAAAACCCUCAUGCCCGUUCAAGGAUUGUCGGAUGUGCCAGAAAUGGACCAAAGCAAACUGCCAGCUGCUUCGUUCAAACAUUUGUUUGCUACACAGAACGUGAAUGUCCCCCCAGAAGCUCCAGUAAAGACGCAUGCGAUUUGCAAAUCCGACUGUCUGCAGUCUGAGAAAGAAGACGUCGUUGACUGGGAUUCCUGGCUCACCUCCGAAGUUCUCAGCGGGGAAGGCCCGCCACCUUUUGGAUGA
Molecule: messenger RNA, 288 nt
Organism: Penicillium odoratum
Lineage: Eukaryota; Fungi; Ascomycota; Eurotiomycetes; Eurotiales; Aspergillaceae
Exons: 2
Coding region: 1-288 (95 amino acids)
Source: RefSeq, a predicted model, not a curated record